AGGACCAAGAACGAGUAAAACUAGGGGGCGCUAGAAUUCCAAGAUUUGCGGGUGCGCAACACUAUUAAUAACUCGUCUUGAACCAAUUAAACGCACGAACAAGCUUUCUGAGGAAAAUAAAGCGGAUGAUUUUGAGGGACGGGCUCAGGGGAUGCGAACGAAUGAAUCAUUUGCAGCGGGCCGAUCACGAAAUACUUCUUGAAUAGCCCGGUGUUCGGGUUCGUGGUAGCGCGAUCGAUAUGGCGUACCGGUUACGAAACCGGCGCGGUGUAGGAGCGAACAAAUGCGGUGAGAUUUAAAUACAUGUAUCAGUUAUCAUGUUUAGCAGCAUCAUAUUGCUCUCAAAUUUUCUGAGCAAUGGGGAUCGGAUUAUGACAACAUUGCUGAAGAGAUAGCCAGGAGCCCUCAGUACAUAGAAGCAGUAGGGCCUACUGCAGCAAUACUACACGCUUUGUGUGCGACAACUACUCAAGAAAGAGUAAACAAUGUGUACACUGAUCUUAAUUGGGCAAAACUUGAAGACAGACGGGUAAUAAACCAGCUCACCUAUCUGUGCAAAACAAUCGACACUGAAGUACCCAUCAGACUAGAUCCCUGUUUGCUAAAAAAAGAUAACUAGAUCGCGCAGAGGAAAUUUCUCUGAAAUUGUAGCCAAAACCAACCACUAAUGCUAUAGCCUAUGAAAUCAUUCUACAAAGAACUGUUCAAAAAUGGAACAGCCUCCCACAGGAAAUUUCAAAUUAGGCCUAAGCCAUCUUCAAAGGCUCUAGUCUUAGUGAGACUUCCAAGACUUUCAAGAGGACAACUGCCAAGUACCAAAGUACAUAUUUGUAAGUAUAAACUGGGUGAUCGAACACUUCCACUUCCACCCACAUGCCCAUGACAACGGUCCGCCAUUGCAGGGUUCCCUUGCCGAUCACAGGGCACGCCAAGAACCCAGGCUUUGAGUAGAUGGUACUGUCAUUACCGUUAAGAGCUCAAAUUCGUCAGGGUGUUGGGUUACAGUCGGUCUUGUGCAUGUCUAUGUGUGCACGUACAUGUACAGUACAUGUACAUUUACAUGUACAUGUAACACAGCACAAGGCACGGAUACAACACAUGUCACCAGGUUAUCACUGGUGAUCCCAGCACUGCCUCUUGUCAUCAGGGGUCGACUGUACUAAUAUGACAAGAUCAAGGCUGAAGAGAAAAGGCCAGUCUGGCAAGAAGAUAUGACACAGUGCAUGCGGUUAGUCCCGUGCAUUCUGGAAAAAGGGGCAGUUGGUGCGUUUGUGGAGCUCAGAGAGUGUCGAGGCAAAACGUUAACCGUUAGGCCGACUGAUUGACUUUUGGUUGCUGAAGACCCAACAAAAUAUGAAGCUCGAAGAAAUCGCUGCCCUGCUCGGCAAUUUUGGCCGGUAUCAAAUCUUGUUGAUCGUGUACGCGUCCAUUCUAAGCUGCAUGGGCUGUUGGGUGACUUUCAGCCAUGUGUUUUUCGCGGCCGGGACCGACCACUGGUGCUCAGUCUUACCCCGCGAGAACUGCUCUGGGUGGCCGGGGUUCCAAGACAACUGCACCGAGCUCAAGAAGGCCAUAUUCCUUCCUCCUUCCGAGGACGAGUCAAGUAUAUAUCCCUACUCCAACUGCAAGCAGUGGGACUUGCUGGAGGGGUACGUAUUUGAUCCUUACGCCCCACUCGCUGACGUCGACAAUUUCACUUACUCUGCCGUGCCCUGUAAUAGUGGAUGGGUAUACGACACGUCGCAGUACAAGACAACAGUAAACUCAGAGUUUGACCUUGUGUGCGAGGACAAAGAUUUACCCAGCUUCAGUCAGUCGAUCUACUUCGUGGGCUUUCUGGUGUCCUCUGUCAUUGUAGGAACACUCUCAGACUGGAUUGGUCGCAAGACAGCUCUAUCGGUCUCCUUGCUACUCUGGGUGGUCGGUUUCAUAGUCACUACCUUUUCGGUCAAUAUCUAUAUGUAUAUGGCGUGCCGUUUUCUGUCUGGAUUUGGUGAAUAUGGCGCCUGGCUUUCCUGUUUUGUCUUGGCGAUUGAAAACGUUCCCAAGUCUCGGCGCACAGCUGUAACCAUGCUGUUUGGCAUAACCUACGCCGUUGGGUAUUUCUUCCUGGCAACAGCGGCCAUGUUCGUCAGAGAGUGGCGCCCUCUUUGUCUGAUUAUGUCCCUCGCGACGAUUCCAGUGUUGUUGCCGUUGCCAUUCGUGCAAGAAUCUAUCAGUUGGCUGGUGUCCAAGGGCAAGCUGGAGGAAGCUGACGCAGUUAUCAGGAGAGUGGCCAAGUUUAAUAAGAAGACCGUGCCGGAUGUUCUGUUCGAUAAAGAGGAUGAUCAAAACGAAAUGGAAUCGAGAGAGUCGGCAAUACCUCCGUCCCUCAUUGAUUUGUACAGGACCUCCAACAUGGCGGCCAAGACAAUCAACAUGCAAUAUAACUGGUUGGUCAACAGUCUGGUGUACUACGGCCUGUCGCAAAGCACCGGCGAUCUCGGCGUGGACGACUACUGGGCUUUCUUUGUGUCCGGCGCCGUGGAGAUCCCGGCCCUGACGUACGCCGCUUUCGGGGUGGAGCGGUUCGGUCGGAAAUGGAACACCGCGGUGCUGGAGCUUAUUGGUGGCGUCGCUUGCUUGAUAGCCAUCUUUAUUCCCACUGGGAUCUGGCGGACUGCGGUGUCCAUGAUUGGCAAAUUCUGUAUCUCUGCCACGUUUAGCAUAAUAUACCUGUACUCUGGCGAGCUGUUCCCAACACCUAUUAGGGCCAUUGGCAUUGGUAUGUGUUCCGUGUCGUCUCGCAUCGGUGGCAUCAUCUCUCCGCUCGUCCUGCUGUUGGGGCGCAAUGUGCCGUCAAUCGUGUUCGGAUGCAGCGCGAUUGUGGCGGGAAUUCUGGUGUUCUUCUUGCCGGAGACAAAAGGACGCAAACUGCCCCAGACGCUGGAGGAGGCUGAGGCAAUGGGAAAGUGUAACUGUAUGGCCGGGAAUGUCUCCAACGAGUCUGCUAUCGAGCUUGAUGGGGAGGGUUGCGACAAAGAGGGCGUCUCUCCGGUUUCCAUAGAACGCAGCCUUCGACCAAAGAAUGAAGAAAAAUCAGAGCUGUCCGCGUGAAGCCACGGGAGUCUUCACAUACAUAAACCACGAUGUACACUCGCCAUAAACAGAGUCUCUUGCCUGGAUCAAAAAGCUCUGGAGCAUUGUCAUUCCUGAUAUCAAAAUGUUCCCGACGACGUCAGUAAAACAGCCGUUAAUGAAAAGUUUGUUAUACAAACAACAAUGAACGGAGCCUCGGGAAGACGAUUUUGAACAAUCUGGUCGGAGCAUUUCUAACUGAUAACAUUGUUGCUGCAUAAAGUGAAAUUGUCCUUAGCUGCAUCCACUGAGAAUAUCUCAGUGUACAAGCUGGCGGAAAACUCAGGCAGCACUCCAUUAGCCAUACUGCUAUGGUUAAUGGCGUGCAUAAAAUAAUGAAAAAUAGAUUUCUUAAAUAGAUUUUGUAUUCGUGGUCGAGCAUUUAGAGGAGUCCACUGAGGCAACCAUACUGCCAGAUAAACCCAAGACCUUGAUCAAAUCACACGAAGACCUGAAAUGACGAAGGAACUUUGUUUGCAUUUUGACUCUUGCUCCGUCGAAUCUGUUUCUGUGAAGUGUGACAGCAUCUACUUAUAAUAGACCUAUAGAUCAGGAGGCUACCAUGUUUGUCUUGUUCCGUGUAGACCCACCAGCAUUAGUAAUACAACUUCAUGAUAUCGAUUAAAGGGAA
This is a messenger RNA of Acanthaster planci (crown-of-thorns starfish), 3748 nucleotides long. Its product is annotated as solute carrier family 22 member 13-like. Gene Ontology annotation, molecular function: transmembrane transporter activity. Gene Ontology annotation, cellular component: membrane. NCBI's taxonomy places the organism in Eukaryota, Metazoa, Echinodermata, Asteroidea, Valvatida, Acanthasteridae. The record is from RefSeq and is a predicted model, not a curated record. Gene Ontology annotation, biological process: transmembrane transport.